UAUUGUUGUUAUUUUUUGUUGGCACUUAAUUUGAUUUGAUCUAGCUUUGCGCUAUGAUAUAGCAGUUUAUUUUCAUUAACUAAGACCUUCUAAUGGCGCGAAAUGUGCUACAGAGCAGCCUACUGGGCGCUGGCUUCAGUAUCAUCUUUCAGAUACUGUGCCGCAUCCUUACGUUCGGCAUCAACGCCUAUAUUGUGCGCAAUGUAGGUCGCGAGGUGUUGGGCAUUAUGAACGUGCGCCUACUGCUGCUCGAGAGCACGCUGCUCUUCUUGUCUCGCGAGGCCAUCAACCGGGCCGCGCUGAGCGCCAACUCGCAGCAGCGCGAGAAGUGCUCUUGGGCACAGUUGAUCAAUCAGAUGUGGCUUACCGUACCUAUUUGCGCAGCUCUAUGCGUCCCCUGUCUCUACAUUUGGCUGCACUGGCUCUCGGCAGUGGAUGUACCCUAUAGCGCGCAGUAUGAGUUCGCUUGUUAUGCGGUGGCGCUGUCCUGCGUCCUGGAGCUGGUCGCCGAAUCGACGGUAUUUGUGGCUCAAGUCUUUUGCUUUGUCAAGCUGAAAAUUGUGCUCAAUACUCUGCACAUUCUGGUGCGCUCGGCCAUCUUCUUGUGGAUUGUCACGGGCGAUCGAAGCGCGGCCAUCAAUGCCUUUGCCAUCGCCCAGCUGUCCAGCGCCCUCACCAUAGUCCUAGGUCAAUAUGGAUUCUUCCUGUUCUACAUUAACCGAUUCAACGACUUCAAACUGCGCCAGCAAACGCGCAAGACCAAAACUGUCCAGGCUCCAAACUCCUGGGAGCGUUCGCUCUUUGAUCACAUGGACGAUUUCCCAUUCACCAAGCUGUCCCAGCUGCUCCCAGGCGUGCUGAGCUGCUCUGGCGGCGAGCCAUGGCUCAACAGGGAGCUGCAGACGCUGACGCUCAGCUUUGUGAAGCAGGGCGUGCUCAAGCAGAUCCUCACCGAGGGCGAGAAGUACGUAAUGUCUGUGUCGCCGGUGCUCAGCUUUGGGGAGCAGGCCACCUACGACGUGGUGAACAACCUGGGCAGCAUGGCGGCCCGCUUCAUAUUCCGGCCCAUCGAGGACAGCGCCUACUUCUACUUCACGCAAACUAUCGCCCGAGACACACGGCUCAGCAAGCAGCCGCAGGAGCGGGUGCGCCAAGCGAGCAGCGUGCUCAACAACCUGCUGCUGGGCGUCAGCUCAAUCGGGCUGCUGGCCUUCACCUUCGGCCAGAGCUACUCGCACACGCUCCUGCUGCUGUAUGGCGGCGAGGACUUCGUUGCCGGCGGUCUGCCCCAGCGCCUGCUCCAGUGGCACUGCCUGGCCAUCUAUCUGUUGUCCGUGAAUGGCAUCAGCGAGGGCUACAUGUUCGCGACUAACACUAGCCGGGACAUUGACAAGUACAACUACCUAAUGGCCAUAUUUUCGAUCAGCUUCCUGGUGCUCUCGUACAUCCUGACGGGCAUAUUCGGCCCGGUCGGCUUCAUCUUUGCCAACUGCAUCAAUAUGCUGGGCCGCAUCUUGUAUAGCACACGGUACAUAUGGCAUCAGUAUCAGCCACUCGGCCUGAAUCCGCUCCAGGGCCUCUGGCCGGGCAAACUUUUUGGUGGCACGCUCGUGCUAGCUGGCCUAGCUUGCUACUGGUAUCGCAAUGCUGUCUUCGGCACACAUAUGGGCAUUGGCCUGGCCGCUGGAGUCCUCUGCUUGGUCGCCUGGGCGCUGGCGCAUCGGGAUCUGAUGCUUCUGGGCUGGAAGUAUGGACGCCGCAUCAAGAUUGAAUGAUGCGGAGGGCCAAAGUAGUUUGUUUCCCUAUGUUGCUGCAGUUACUUGAACUCUACUUCCUAACCUGAGGCACAACUUACGCUUCUAUGCAUCGCACAUCAUCUUGGAUAUACUACGUAAAUACUUAACUAUUUAUACAAUAUACAUAUAUA
Molecule: messenger RNA, 1927 nt
Organism: Drosophila arizonae
Lineage: Eukaryota; Metazoa; Arthropoda; Insecta; Diptera; Drosophilidae
Product: man(5)GlcNAc(2)-PP-dolichol translocation protein RFT1
Biological process (GO): dolichol-linked oligosaccharide biosynthetic process; glycolipid translocation
Cellular component (GO): endoplasmic reticulum membrane
Source: RefSeq, a predicted model, not a curated record